UAUUUAUUCCUUACAUAUUUCUGUGUUAAUCUAAAAUUUUGUUCUAAAUAUGUUUGUUUAGAAACCAUUUAGGAAACUAAUCUCCUUAGACUUAAAAAUUUCUAAUCUAUUAUGUAUAUCGUACGUGUAAUUUUUACAACAACAUUUCGAUAACAAAAUUUAAAUUUCUACACAACAGUCAGAGUAUCAACAUCAUUAUAAUGUCAAUUUAUGUAAUUGCAACAUUCUGUGCUGCAACGGGAGCUACUUUUUUUGUUCUAGGUGCGAUGGUCCAACAAGAUAUAUCAUACAGAAAAAUUAAGGCCAUCAUGGUUACUGAUCCUUAUGUUUUCCAGUGUCGCAAACAUAUUUUUAGUGCCCUAGCACUUUUUGGACGGUAUGCUACAACUUCCAUAGUUGGUAAUGAAAACGAGAAGAGAAAUAGCUUAGAGGGUGCUACUAACAGAAAAAGAUCAAUCGAUUUGCAAGAUACUGGAAGUGUGUCCUUAUUUGAGCAAUUCGUACUGUGGAGUCGGACAAAGGCAUUUAAUGUAAUCAUGUUCAUGACUUUUUCCGUCGGUCAACAGGCAGGUGACAAGUAUAAGGCAAUAGAGCAUGUGGCUGGAAUUAUGAAGUAUGGCUUUCCGGGAAUGGAUGAAAUACGUGUUUAUAAAAAUUUUGUACUUUCAUACGAUCGUCGUAACCGAAUUGCGCAUUGGGUGUGCGAACACAUAAAUAAGGACUGUUUACUGUUGAGAGAUCCAAAGACGCUGAAUAAACCGAACUCCUACAUACCGGAUAAUUCCAUAUCGCCAAUAUUUAGUGCAACUAUGCGGGAUUUUAGGAACAGCGAUUGGGUUGGAGGUCAUCUGGUCUCACCACAAAACUACAAAUGCGACAUGGAAAAAUUUAUGGAAGCCUACAAAUUUCCCAACAUUGUACCCAUCGAUAGGGGACUAAAAAACAACAUUUGGCUACGCUUGGAAAACUAUGUAAGGGAACUCGCACUAAAGUUCGAUUCCGUCUAUGUUUAUACCGGUCCUCUGUUCAUGCCGCAAAGGAUUACCUUCAGAAACUGGUCUGUGCGUCAUCACGUAAUGGGCAUGAACACUGUUGCUGUGCCAACCCACUUUUUCAAAGUCAUCAUUUGCGAUCAGAAUUUUGAUGGUGCUGGACCUAUGAUGGAAGGCUUUGUUGUGCCCAAUGCCAAUGUCGACACGGAAAUGGAAUUGCGAUCAUUUUUAUCCGACAUUCGGGAUAUCGAGCAUUUUGCAGGACUUAAAUUUUAUGACGGUCAGCAGCGGGAUAAAAUAGAUAUGGUAGUAAAUGUGCCGUCUAUGACGGAUCUUCAAGAUUAAGAAAGCUGUGAUUAAAAUAAACAUCCAUUGUUAAAGAAUAAUA
Messenger RNA from Drosophila rhopaloa, 1380 nucleotides. It is a transcript of the gene Tengl4, whose product is annotated as endonuclease G, mitochondrial. Lineage: Eukaryota; Metazoa; Arthropoda; Insecta; Diptera; Drosophilidae. The record is from RefSeq and is a predicted model, not a curated record. Gene Ontology annotation, biological process: apoptotic DNA fragmentation. Gene Ontology annotation, molecular function: nucleic acid binding; RNA endonuclease activity; single-stranded DNA endonuclease activity. The coding region runs from base 201 to 1337 and encodes 378 amino acids. The transcript is spliced from 3 exons. Gene Ontology annotation, cellular component: nucleus; mitochondrial inner membrane.